This is a messenger RNA of Tetranychus urticae (two-spotted spider mite), 2185 nucleotides long. The record is from RefSeq and is a predicted model, not a curated record. Lineage: Eukaryota; Metazoa; Arthropoda; Arachnida; Trombidiformes; Tetranychidae.
ACAAGGAAAAGAAAGGUCCAGCAAACAACCCAGCCAACUACCGUCCAAUUGGAUUGCUAUCGUUAUUAGCGAAAGGACUCGAAAAAGUACUUUGCAGAAGACUAACAUCUCACUUGCUUAUUAACAGAAAAAUAUCGGAAAGACAACACGGUUUCCUACCAACAAGAUCGACCAUAACUGCACUACAAGGCAUUAUGAAGGAUAUUGAAAAUUCGAAAACAUCGAACAAAUAUGUCGCCUUACUUAUGCUUGACAUAAAAGGAGCAUUUGAUAAUCUCAACUGGACAAAGACAAUUGAAAUAGUUAGAAAAACAUGGUCUCCGGAAUACGCAAAAUGGCUAGAAGAUUAUUUCUCUCAAAGAGAAUAUGAAGUGCAAUUCGCGAACAGCACAUUUCGAUUCUCACCUGAAAAAGGAUGCGUUCAAGGAAGUCCACUAUCACCAAUACUCUGGAAUCUAACUAUGAACUUGUUGUUAGAAAGGCUUCAAGCAGUCGGAGCAAAGGCAACUGCAUAUGCCGAUGAUAUAACCAUUCUUAUAGAGGCAGACUCACAUGAAAAUUACAAAAAACAAUUUGACAAGAUAAUAAACAUGGCAGAAGAAUGGUCGAACGAAGUCGAGCUGGAAUUUGCCAAAGACAAGACUGAAUUACUGGUGAUCAAAGGAAAAAAUAUUGACGAUAUAACAAUUUACGAACACCUUAUCCAAUUGAAAAUCAAACACCAAGUCAAAAUCUUAGGUAUCUACGUCGAUGCUAAACAAUUAUGGACACACCAAAUAAAACAAGCAGCAAUCAAAGCUCUAAAAGUUACACAAUUAAUGAAAGCCAUAUGUUGUCGCGGAUAUGGCAUCAGCAAAAACCUAGCAAAUCUGAUUUAUAAAAUGGUAUACGUUCCGAUAGUGAGUUAUGGAGCUGAAAUAUGGGGCAAGGCCCUAGAGAAAAAACACAACGCAAAGAUACUCAAAGCGAGCCAAAAAAGCAUCAUUACCAAUCUACUCGGAGCAUACAGAAACAACAAUAUCUCUGAUUUACUUAUCCUCUCAAAUCUAACUGGAAUCGAUAUAGAGAUAAGAGCUAAAUAUGAAAAAGCAUCCUUACUGAAUGGAAAGACUUCAGUCAUAAUGGACAUCAAAGACCGUCAAAUGGAAAUUAAAACAUCAAUCCACCUUCACAUUCCACCACAAGAAUGGCCACAAAUCGAAAUAGGUGACUGUAAGCAGAAUAUCUCAAAAGAAGGAAUACAAAUCUUUACUGAUGGGUCAGUAAGUGAAAAAGGAGUAGGUGCUGCCUGGGCAAUAACUGAUGGACCAACCGUUAUAAGAGAAAGAAAAUUAAAACUUGCAAACCAGUGCACAAUAUACCAGGCCGAAGGCCUCGCGGUCAAAGACGCACUGAGUAAUUUAGAGAAAUAUAUCAAAGAAAUUCAAACAGUCAACAUAUUUACAGACUCAAGAUCUAUAAUCACAGCCCUGCAGAAUACCAAAACUGACAACGAAAUUAUAUGCGAUAUCAAGAUUCUAAUUAAAUACUUAAACGGAAAAGGAUGGAAAAUUAUUUUCAAUUGGAUCAAAGGCCAUGCAAACCACACAGGAAACGAACUUGCAGACAUGUUAGCGAAAAAAGCUGCUCAAGGUCAUGGCAGUCUACAAUACACUGUCAUCCCAAAAGCUUACAUCAAACAAAGAAUCAAAGAAUGGGCACAGGAGACUAGCUGGAAUGAACACAAACAUAAGACAUCGAAUACGCUCAAACAAUUUGUGGAAUCACCCCUGCCUAAGAAUACAGUAAUGUGUAAACAACUAAUCUGGUUACUAACUGGCAAGGGCCCGUUUAACUACUACCUUCACAAAAUGAAAAUUAUCGACACGCCACUCUGUCAAUGCAAAGUGAACGAACAAACAUCUAUACAUCUCAUUACGAGAUGCGAAAUUUUCAGAAACCUUAGAAGGAAUACUUUAUACGAAGAUUAUCCCACCCCUACCAAAAUAAACAAAAUGCUUAAAGACAGUGAAGAAGUUGAGAAACUGAACAGGUUUGCCGAAAAAUUAGUGAAAGAACUCUACGAAUUAAAUCGUAGAGAGGCUAAUAUGUCUGCUGCAAAUGGAGGGUGAAACAAACUAUCCAACUAAUUCAACCAAUCAACCAAUCAGUCAACCAACCAGUCAACCAACCAAUCAACCAACCA